This is a messenger RNA of Pleurotus ostreatus (oyster mushroom), 864 nucleotides long. RefSeq lists its product as uncharacterized. The coding region runs from base 1 to 864 and encodes 287 amino acids. The record is from RefSeq and is a predicted model, not a curated record. The transcript is spliced from 4 exons. Lineage: Eukaryota; Fungi; Basidiomycota; Agaricomycetes; Agaricales; Pleurotaceae.
AUGUCUAUGCAGUUCACCGACCACGUCCGCAAGUUCAGACGUUUCCGAGCUGAGUUUUGGAACACUCCCGGUGUACAGGAAGAGUUGAAAGCCUACGAGGCAUGCGAUAAUGACUAUGAAUACAAGAUCCUUAAAGGAUUGGUACCAAAGUCACUGGUCGGAAGGGUGACGAACGACUUUGGACCUGCAUGGCAAAAAUCCGAUACCUUUUUCACCGACUUUCCCGAGCAUAAUGUCCCUGAACGUGUACUAUCGUCGACAGAGGACUCACACAUCAUCUGCAAUGUUGCCUGCCACGACACGAGACUAUACUCCAGCGACAUUGACCCCUCAUCAUCGGACAAGACCGCAGCCGCUGGGAUGUCGCAAGUUGACAUCGCGAACGUCUUGACGCGAAGCGGUAUUCUGACAGCUAUUGGUCAUACAGUGUACAACGCAGUCUCCCACUUAAAUCCCGAUCUGAUUACGGAGAUGAAGAUCCAUUUCUGGGACUUUUGGUUUAGCGACGGCUCGAUCAACAAGAUUAUUCACGCAAUUCACGACGCUAUGGAACGGCGAUACACCGAGGUCGCUGACGCCUAUCAACGAAACGACAACUCAACAGCUCCUCAACGUCUGGCCCUUCUGGACGCCGUGAUGGAAGAGUGCAGAAUUUCUGCCGUUGACUUCGCGAAGACGCUACGAGCGACCAAGAACCGUGUGGAUGUUGCGUAUGGGUUCCAUUCGCAUCCUCACCAUAGUGUUGGACAUCUGCAUAUGCACGUCUUGCUCGCCGACCCGCAGUUCAGGACAUACAGCACACUCGCGCACGACUGGAAGACACUUUCCUUCGAGGCGGUCGAGUAUGUAUUAGGCGCAGAAUAA